AGCUGUUUUUUAUCCACGAACAUCGGCUGCGCUAUCUGGUCCUAUGCACAACGAUAUGAUCAUGAUUCCAACACAGUAAACACUAUGAAAUGUCAUCACAUAAUAGGUCUAUUCUGUGGUAUCAUAAUAGUUUUAUGUUUUAUCUUAUCUAAAGAUUAAAAAUAAUUAUUGAUCGAUUAUGUAGGGGACAAUUUAAUUGUUGAAAUGACAUAUUUUCAGACAUUAGUUGUUAAUGUAUGAUCCGUUCGCGGCUGAAUAUGAACGAUACAUCAGAAUGUAGUUAUGAAAUGCUUAAAGCAUUAUAUGAUUAUGAAGAUAGUACUUCAGAGAGAACAUUGGACUUUAAAACAAAUGAUGAAUUUUUUAUCUAUCGCGAUAUUGCAGAUAAAAAGAGUUGGUGUUUAGUCAUAAACCAUACUGGUGAUUUAGGAUAUGUGCCAUACAAUUAUGUGAAAACUAUUUAUGUAAAGGAUACUCAUGUUUUAACAUUCUUAGAAAAAUGUUUGCUGACCAUUCAACAAAAACUUGAUGUUAAUGAUAAUUCUUCUGAUCAAUAUAAGUUGUAUGAGUCAUUAUUGAGACGACAAAAACAAUUUAAACAGAAAACUAUAACACAUAACAUAUUGGAUACACCAGUUCAAAACAAAACUAUUGAUAAGUGUAAUCAAACUGAAUUAUCUGAACAAACUUUAAAUGAAAUACAAAAAAUUAACUGUAUUCCUCAAAGACCCAAGGAAAUAACUAUUCCUGAUAUUUAUGAAAUAGUGCAACAAGUAAGAAAUCAUACAGGAUUGUCUUACAAUUUUUCUCAAGUUGCUGUUUCUGUUAUGAUUCAAUAUUUGUCUAAUCUAGUAGAUGAACCAGCGAAGUCUUGUCUUAACAAUGUACGUGAUAUAAUUGACACAUUCCCACCUACAAGCUCAACAUUACCUGUAGAAUGCUUGGAAAAUACAAAAGAUGGCUUAUGCAUGCAACAAUUGUUAGCAAAUUUAACAGCAGCUAAAGAAGAUUCACAACAACGUUCAUGGCAAAUAUAUGAUGAUCAUGUACAAAUUGAAGACUAUUUAAUAGAACUCACAAGUAUUUUGAAAAAUGGAGAUCCAAUGGUUAUAAACCACAUUUUAAAAAUUGAUCAAUAUACAUCAAUUAACAAUUUAUUAGGAUAUUAUCAGAUGGAAUUACGAUGGGUUAUUCAAAAGCGUUUACUUGAAAUAUUUUCAGAACUAUGCAAACUCAAUUUUGUGGUUGUUGAAAUUAUAAUAAAUUCCAUACUGCCAAUGGAAUUAGCUAGAGACUUUCAAAAUGACAAAGAUGAUUUCAACAAGCAAAUAGUUCUUGCUGAAUUUCUCACACUUAUUCUAUCUGUUGGAGAGACUUUACCUACUUCAUGCUUUGAUUACAUGAAUUUAGAUUUUGUUACCAAAGUACUUAUCGAAAUAGAAGACAAUGAACUAAAAUCUUCCAAUGAUGAAAAAAAGACUGAAUGCCUGAUAAAUUUAUUAUUGUCUUAUAAUCUUCAGUUUCCCAAUAUUGAAUCAAACAUAACACUUACAGGAUUGGCCCAGAGAGAUAAUGCUAAAGUGCUCACUGAAAAUUUAUUGAUACUACUUAAUAUUGAAAAAGAUCCCGUUCAAAUUUUAAAGUUAAAGAAAAAGCCCAAAAACUCAGUAGAAAAAUUGUUGAAUGAUAUUUUAGCUGACUCAAAAACGGCCAAAUUGUUUUAUGUUAAUGAUAUAGAAGUUUUAGUUGAUAUUAUCAUACGCCAAUUAUUGAAUAUUUCAUCUAAUGAAAAGGCUCGUACUUCAUACUUAGAACUUUGUAAGAAUGUUAUUUUUAAUACAGAAUACUUAGAACGAGGACAUAAGUUAUCAGAUUUAAGUAACUGCCUUCAAGAAAUUCUUGCAGAUGAUAGUUCAUGUACUAAAGAUCAAGAUAUUGCUAUCAUUAAGGAAAUUUAUUUAAAGUAUCCAGAUUACUUUAAAUAAAGUUUUUUGAAAAAUUUAUUAUUUUAUAAUAGAAUGUAAUGUUUGCUUAUUUGCUGUUAUUCUAAGUAUUAGCCAAAGUGCUUGCAAUCAUGAUGUGAUGAAUAAUAAUUAUUCAUUAGUUAUUUGUGUAUGCUAAAUAUUAUCUUAUAAAUUUAAUUAAUAUUACCGUAUUCAUUUUUCUUCUUA
Molecule: messenger RNA, 2171 nt
Organism: Sipha flava (yellow sugarcane aphid)
Lineage: Eukaryota; Metazoa; Arthropoda; Insecta; Hemiptera; Aphididae
Product: NCK-interacting protein with SH3 domain
Exons: 10
Coding region: 237-1985 (582 amino acids)
Biological process (GO): endocytosis
Molecular function (GO): protein binding; Arp2/3 complex binding
Source: RefSeq, a predicted model, not a curated record